AUGCUCCCUCUGAAAAAGAGAAAGAUACGACACGAUGAAAGCCCUUCCGACGAAGAACCUCCUACCAACGAGACCGCAGCUUCUACGACUUCAGACGAUGAGGAGAACACUGAACACAGACCUACGAAACCUACAUCAUUCAAGGAGUUGGGAAUAAUUGAUUCACUCUGCGAGGCGUGCGAAUCGCUCGGAUACAAAAGUCCAACGCCAAUUCAGGCCGAAGCAAUACCAUUGGCGUUACAGGGCCGAGACCUCAUAGGUUUGGCAGAGACAGGAAGUGGAAAGACUGCAGCCUUUGUGCUCCCCAUCCUCCAAGCACUGAUGGACAAGCCACAACAACUACACUCGUUAAUUUUAGCACCAACACGAGAAUUGGCGUAUCAGAUUUCACAGGCCGUGGAAGCUCUGGGCUCACUAAUUGCGGUCCGAUGUACCGUGUUGGUGGGUGGAAUGGAUAUGAUCCCGCAGGCGAUUGCUCUCGGAAAGAAGCCCCACGUCGUCGUUGCCACACCAGGGAGAUUACUGGAUCACCUUGAAAAUACCAAAGGUUUCUCUCUUCGGCAACUGAAGUAUCUCGUCAUGGACGAGGCUGAUCGAUUACUCGACCUGGACUUUGGUCCCAUCCUGGACAAAAUAUUGAAGAUUCUCCCAAGGGAAGGUCGAAAGACAUAUCUAUUCUCGGCGACCAUGUCGAGCAAAGUCGAGUCCUUACAGCGAGCGUCCUUGUCGAAUCCUCUUCGAGUGGCGGUGUCUCAGGACAAAUACCAGACCGUGUCUACACUCAUCCAGUCCUACCUCUUCAUCCCCCACAAACAUAAGGAUCUCUACCUUAUCCAUCUCUUGAACGAGCUGGCAGGACAGACGGGUAUAAUAUUCACUCGGACAGUCAAUGAAGCGCAACGGAUCUCUAUCCUUCUGAGAACGCUGGGUUUCUCUGCUAUUCCCAUUCAUGGUCAACUGUCCCAACAAGCUCGAUUAGCGGCUUUGAACAAAUUCCGGGCAAAGUCUCGCAACUUAUUGGUGGCUUCGGACGUGGCUUCUAGAGGCCUGGACAUCCCCUCGGUAGAUCUGGUGGUGAAUUUCGACCUUCCUCACGACAGCAAAACUUACAUCCACCGAGUCGGGCGUACAGCCAGAGCAGGAAAGAGUGGCAAGGCGAUAUCUUUCGUCACUCAAUAUGACGUGGAGCUUUGGAUGAGGAUCGAGGGCGCCCUCGGGAAGAAGCUGAAGGAGUACGAGACGGUAAAGGAGGAAGUCAUGGUUCUGGCGGAGAGAGUCGGAGAUGCUCAAAGGGCCGCUGCGAUGGAAAUGAAAGAAUUGCAUGAAAAUAGAGGCAAGAAGGGCGCUACAUUGCGACAUAAGCGGACUGCGAAAAGCGGGGCUGGAAAACGAGGUCGUGAUGAUAUGGAUCAAGACGAAGGCUAG
Messenger RNA from Rhinocladiella mackenziei CBS 650.93, 1425 nucleotides. RefSeq names its product ATP-dependent rRNA helicase RRP3. Gene Ontology annotation, molecular function: RNA helicase activity; nucleic acid binding; ATP binding. The record is from RefSeq and is a predicted model, not a curated record. Bases 1 to 1425 code for a protein of 474 amino acids. NCBI's taxonomy places the organism in Eukaryota, Fungi, Ascomycota, Eurotiomycetes, Chaetothyriales, Herpotrichiellaceae. The transcript has a single exon.